Messenger RNA from Anopheles gambiae (African malaria mosquito), 11924 nucleotides. RefSeq names its product GIGYF family protein Gyf (gene Gyf). The record is from RefSeq and is a predicted model, not a curated record. The transcript is spliced from 9 exons. Gene Ontology annotation, molecular function: protein binding. Lineage: Eukaryota; Metazoa; Arthropoda; Insecta; Diptera; Culicidae. Bases 3289 to 10065 code for a protein of 2258 amino acids.
AUUUUCUGUGUGUGUAUGAAAGAAACCACUGUUCUGGCAUUGAUUCUGGUUGAAUGAGAAAGCAUGGGCAUGAUUGUAUGUUGUCCACGAAACACAAAAGUCUGCUAAGGUAAAACGCAUAAAGUGCUGCCGCGAUACCGACGACGGACUUGUGUGCUCUUUGUUGGAUUCCCAAAACACCCAACGCACACCGGAAGCAUAUUUGGUGAGCCCCGUUCGAGGUGGCAUACAGUUUAAAAGUCAUCUAAAAUCUAUCUCAAACGCAUUUCGGCGCUGAGUAUAGAUUGCGUACGCGUUGAAACGUUUUUGAGUUGCAAAAAAGCAAAGCACAACGAAAAACGCACAACGCGAAGAAGCAGCAAGAAAAGAGAAAAAAAACCUGUCAAAAGCUAUCCGAGUGCAGCACCAGCACCUCAGCAUGUGGUUCGACGAAAACGGAGGUAAAGCAUUUUGCCUUGCAGUUGUGUAAGUGCGAAUCGACAACAUCAGCUAGGGCAAGUGCUUGGUGGUGUGCGUGUUUGCGACGUGUGCAGCAGCCCGCAUCGGCAAAGUGUGGUGGCGUGUGUGUUGUGUUUUUCCUGUUGAGCUGCGCCUGUGUGCGUUCGUAACGGCGUGCGAAGCGAGUGUGUGUGCGUGUGGUGGUAUCGCUUGCGCCCCGAAAGGGAAAAGUGUGUAGCAGACCGAAGAGCCAGCAGUAGUGAAUAUUCAUUCUCUUUCUUCAUCCAUUCGUGGUAGCCAUCAUCGUUGUCGUCGUCGUUGUCGUUUUGUCCCAUCGUGGUCGCGAUUCCGUUUCCAAGCAAUUCAAUUCUGUGUAAAAUUAUAGAGUGGCGGAAAUCCUUUUCCGUGGUGGUAACAGUUUUGCGGAAAAGCUACGGCAAAUUCCCGUCUCGGCGAAUCCGAGUGCUCCGACUUUUUCCCAGACACCUUCAACAGUGGAACAGGAGAAGAUCGGGGCAGAUUAAAGGUUAGUCAAACGUCAAACUUGCCGUGCAGUUACGAAAGUUGUGUUUGCGGUUUUGUCAUUCGAGUGAUGUGAGAGCCCGAGCAUAUGUUUACAAAGAAAAGGAAGCCCCAAUUCUACCAGCACCAAUGUGUUUAUGUUGGUUGUUCCUCCCAUAGCUAGAAUAACGGAGAGCGCAAUGGUGUUGCUAUCCUUCCGAGGGAUGGAUAUUGAAUUGAUGCAAACAUCUACAAAAUGCAUCGCGCAAUUGGCCACCCCACGAUUGCGGCGGACGUGGAUGAACCUUUGACAGCUGUGUGACGUCACAGUGAAAUAUGAUUAGAAUCUGUGCACCUUCCCGCAAAUCGUGGUGAACCACACACGCAAUGCCGCGGAGUGCAGAAUCUAAUCGAAUCGCAUAUUGAAAAGCUUCCUUUGCCAGGGUUGCACGCCAUUUUCGCUUAUAUCUGGCUUGCAAUAAGUUGCUUUCCGGGCAACGUUAAUGGUUCAGAAGAUGGCAUCGUACGCUCAAUUCACAUCUUGGUGGCGGUGUUUUCAUCACUUGCGGCGUUCUAUUUUUAAAAUACUCGUUUCGUUAAGCUGUCCCAGAUGUCAGAGAAUGGUAGUGCAAAAGAAUCUAGAAUCGAAUGUGUGAAGUAGCAGCCAGCACACCAAUCGGUUUGUGUAUAAGCGCGAUCGGCGGGGUGUGGAUUGAAUUUGAUUAAGUUCCUUGGCUUGGGUCUAAACAAUUUGUGGUUGGAAAGGAUGUUUUCUUAAAAAAUCUCUUUCGGAUAUCUUCAAAAUAAUUGGUUUUGUUUUUUUUUUUAAACAGUGGUCUCCAAACUGUAGUUCGCGGAUCACUUGUGGUCCGUGGCGUUAACAGAAGUGAUCUGCAAAAAAAACUUAUUACGAUUCAUGUAUAGCAAUUGUUUUCCAUUAUCAAGAUAAAAUACUUAUGCACAGGUCUACAAUUUAAACAUAAUUUUGAUUAAAAACUUUGAACUAAGUCUUUAAAACAUAAGCCCUCAACUGACGUGGGCUGUGACAAAUGUAUUUUCAAAGCCAACUGGUCCGCUAUCCUAAACAAGGUUAGAGAGCGCUGGUUUAAAGUACAUUAGAAGUUAUAAGGCCAUACUCGAACUGAAACAACGAGUUCAUUCUGUUAACUAUCCUACAUGUGAUGUAGUUCAACAAAGGAAUUAAUAUGAAAUUAGUGAAAUUAAACCAAAAUUGCUGGAUAGUUGUAGUUAUGCGCACUAUGAAAAAUAACUGACCAUCAUAGAGUGAUGGUUAUCAGUUUUAUUAUAACAAUGUAUUUUUCUGGGACGAUUCCGUAUUAGAUCAUCUGGCCAAUGUGUCAUGAGUGUUAGAUGUUUUAAAGGUAACGCAAUAAUCAAAACUCAUAUCGACCGUCGUCCCCCUUAGUGGAUUGUUAUCUCGACUUAGGCAGGGAGUCAGGUUCAAUUGCAUAGGCCGGCAUAACCAUGUUAUGUUAUGCACCAAACUAGACAGAUAAACAUUGCUUUUUUUUUAAUUUCGACUGCCAAAGUAAUAAUUAAAGAUUUUACCAUUGCGUUAUUGUUCAUGUAUAUAUCGUAUGUGGUCACUCAUAUUCUGCCUUAGUGGAACGUUUAGUUUCAGUCACCGGUGGGUUUAGACAUUGCAUCAAUUUAUUAAUGAUGCUUUUAUUACCUUCUCAUAUUUUUAGAUUUUUAUACAUCACGCUUAUUGCUGUAUUGCUUGAACAAAAUGGUUUAUGGUUGAAAUUAAACUCAAUUCUCAACUAUAUAAUAAUCCAUACAUGAACAUCUUCGGUGCUUUCCGCCUUUGAUACCCCAGCUGAUUCUAACGACUCAACCGGGUAGAGUAAACGUUGGUGAUAUGCUGGUGUGCGUGAAAAACAUUAAACGUCUUUCCAACGCAUGGCCGUAUUUUUCGUAGCACCAGGGGGGUACCAGGCAGGGAAUGAUUUUGACAGUUGGUUUAGUGUAGAAAACGCCUGCAUCGUAACUUGGCAAUAUUUCUAAAACAAAGAAGGAACUUAUCGAUAAAUAACAUUAAACAUUGUGUAGUAGUACGGUGGAUACUGGUAUUGUAGCUAUCUACCCUGGACAAAGUCGUCCGCUUCUUCAUCCAGAAGGAGGAGAAGCUGUCGAAGCAACGGUAUCAUCGAUCCCGGAAAUUGUAUCGUUACUGCCACCCACCUUCUGCCACUACACCCCACUGAAGAGUGAUUAUAGCAGCUUAAUCUGCCUGGCGAGCCAUUUGUUGAUAAACAUCCAGAAAGUGCAGAACCGUUAACCGCGGCCAACAAAGCAAGCAGCCUUCCGAACGGUGUCCGCGCAAGGAUGGGUGACGCAAUCAACUUUGGGCCUGCCUGGUUACGCAAGGUGGCGUCCGAUAGUAACACCACUAGUAACCAUCACAGUACGAACAGUAGCAGCAGCAGCAGCAGCCACCACAGCAGCCAUUCGAUGGUGAACAGCAAUAGCAGCAGCACCGUCGCCAACAAUGCUGGCGGUGGUGGAGGCGUCGGAUUGCAUCAUCAGCAUCUUCCGCAUCACCAUUCGCAGUCGCCGUCGUCGUCGCACUCUUCAUCGCACCAUAGCCUGUCGCAUAGUAGCAGCGGCAGCGCUAUCGGUGGCGGUGGCAGCGUCGGCGGCGGUGGCAGCUCCGCUGCUGCUGGCGGAGGUGGUGGUGGCCUUUCCAAUAGCUCGUAUGGUGGGAGCUCUGGUGGAGGCGGUGGCGCUGCUGCUAACAACGGCGGGACUGGACCGGGGGGCGCUGUUACCUCCACUGCAAUCCGGUACCCGUUGGCCGAGUUUCGCUACGGCCGGGAGGAAAUGCUAGCCCUGUUCGACGGGAGAACGACCAAGACUCCGGAAAUACUGGUGCACUAUAAGGGUUUGUUCGUGGAAAAGCCGCAACCACCGCUCGCGCUUACUCCUUGUCCGGAGGAGGAACUGAUUGUGGAACCGGAGGCACGGCGCGCUUGGCCAUCGAGAAGUAUUUCGCUUGGAAUUCCUGGACGUGGCGCUCGUGGUGGCUCGGUGGAUCGUGGUCGCGGGCGUGGCCGCGGUCUGUAUACUAGCUAUCAACGUUCGUCCUCUUUCUACGAUGAUGAAUCCAGGGGCGUAGGAAGAGGCGAACGACCGUGGCUGGAGCGUAACGGAACUGGUGGCAUCGGAGGGGUCGGAGGCGAUGCAGAGUGGAACAACUCAUCGUCGAGCCCUCGGAAGGAGUACGGGUCGCGCGUUAUUCGUACGAGCGGGGGCUUGGAAAGUUGGCGUCGUUCCCGUACGGACGAUGAGAACGCCGGCGCUACCAGCAACGGGAUCAGCGAUUGGCGAUCUGGUGGUGGUGCUGGCGGCAGUAUUACGGGCGUGGCGCGUGAAAAGUGGACUCGAUCAACGAGCUGGCGCGAUGAGGAUAGCUCCUCGCAUCACGGGGUCGAACGAGGAUUGAAUAGUAGCAUCGGGGGUGACCGGAUGAUUCCCCCCUACAAGUCGCGCCUUUCGUCUGGUGGCGGUCUUGGCAGCGGCGGUGGUGAUCCGAAUUCCGGCCACUCGAUGGGUGCCGGUGGAAUGCGUCGCCCGAACUGGGACACCGAUGAGCUGCCCGAGUGGGCCACGGAAAAUCCGUCCGAUUUCGGUGGCAGCUUCGAUGCGACCGGUGCAUUUCACGAUUCCGAUAAUGAUGGCGAGAACGGUGGUGGUGGUGGCAGUAGCAGCGGGGGAACUACUGCUAGCCGGUAUGGCGGAGAUGGUAGUGACGCGAACGGCGGUAAGACAAACCACCUUACCAAGGGCGGCGAUGAACGAUCGAAAAACAACAUUCGACACCGAGCUGACGACAGCGAGUCCGGCGGUGAACCCCAUCGAGACGGGACAGAGGAUACGACUGGCAAAAAUAGAAGCGAUAAAUCAACGCCAGCAUCGGCCCAGGGAAGAGAAAUCGGAAAGUCCAUGAAUCAUAUCGACGGCAGAGUGGACGACGCGACGGCGUUAGCUGUCGGUAAAAAAGGGGACGCUCACAAUGAAAAGCAACAUUCGAGUGCCAAUGAAUUGCAACAGAAGCAAAAACAGAAACAACAGCUAGAUAAGGACGGAAACCACCAUGUGUCUGAAUCGUCACCAGAAAAGCUAUCCUCGUCGGAGAGAAAUGAUGGUUCUGGCUUAGUUCAAUCGAGCACUACGACGAAGGGUAUAUCUUCUUCGCGUGAAUCAAUCGAAUCCUCCGUUUCAUCCUCCAUCAGCGGAACGGCCGCUGUGAUAGAACCUGACGCUCGACAGAAUUCUCCGUCGUCUUGGCACAAGGCUAAUGCUGCAUCGGUUGCCACUGGUGCAAAAAUUGCUUCCGAACAUGCGUCGCUGUCGGCUAAAGGUGGUGAGGCCGGGAAUGAAAAUGACAACAACGAUGGUCAAAAACAUUCCUCGCAGCAAGAGAAGCGAGACGGACCGAAAAAGUCGCCGUCCAGUACGAGCGUCGAUCGAAUGCAGGAAGUGGCAGACGAUAUGGUUGCUCAGCUGAUUAUGGAUGAUGAAUUUCUGGCGACUGACGGUGAUCCAUCGGUAAUCUCUUCGAUUGCUGCUAGCCCCAGUGGGUUGGUCGGUGCGGGUGGAAGCCUCGGCAAAUCUCCGGUCUUCGGUAUGUCGGCGGCAGGUGCGACCAGUGCGGCAGCAACCUUAGCAGCGGGAGGACUACCGAUGAACGUGGUUUUACCGAAGGCGCAUCCGAUGCAACAACUCUUUGGAAAUGGGAACCUUUCGCGCGUGAAUCCUCUAUUGCUAUCUGAUCCGGUGGCUGCCAAUCGUGCAGUAGUGGCCGGUGUAAACCCGAUGGCACAGCUGCACCAUUUGAUGGGACCACCGGCUCCCCCGCCCGGAUCGGAUAUAUGGUUUUACCGUGACCCUCAGGGAAAAUUGCAGGGUCCGUUCCAAGCGGCGGAAAUGACAGAAUGGUACAGGGCCGGAUACUUUGACGAGUCGCUGUCGGUGCGGCGAGCAUGCGAUGAGGUAUUUAAUACGCUCGGCACACUGGUGGCCCUGUGCGGUGGCAUGCCAUUUUUAAAUUCUGUGAUCAUACAACCGUUCAAAGCGUCCGGUGGUGGCGGUGGCAUGGCGAAACAUUCGCCACAGCAACAACAGCAAACACAGUCCAGCACGGCGACCCAGGGCCAACAGAAACAGGCUGCACCCGGCACGAAUGGCAACAAUGUUAUGCCUUCCCCGAAUCAACAGCCAACGGCUGGACAGGGAUCCUCGCAGCAGCAGCAGCAGCAAGGGUCACUGCAUCCUGGGAAUGCUGGUAGUUCUGCUGGUGGUGGUCCGAAUGUUUCCGGAAUUUCAAGUAUUCAUUUAAUGCGCCAGCACCAAAUGGUGGUGCAGAAGCUACAAAGUACGGAAGGAUGGGCUGUACUAACGCCAGAGCAGCAAAACAUGAUCAUCCAACAGCAGAUGAAUCAGCUGAUGAGCUCAGAUGUAGCGGGCAUUGGAAUGAUAUCGCCUUCUUCAUCGUUGCCUGGCGCAAAUGCUGGAAGCGCAGCAGGUGCGAAUCAGCAUCAACAACAGCCGGGUGGCAUUUUUGGCGCUGGAACAGCAGCCGCUGGUAUGAUACCGUCGAACCAGGAAACGUUGGUACAUCAGAAAAUGCGGGAAAUGCACCAACAACAAGGCCAACCCCUGCAACCGCCUCAACCGCAACAACAACCGCCAGCACACGUUAUGAUGGAACAGCUGCAAAAGUCUGUUUCAAGCAAUCAUAACAAUAGUGCGUUCUUGAAGUUGCAUUUACCAGACUUCAAUCAGUCAUCUCAAGUUCCUGGAGGAAGACCGAUGCUUGGUAACAUGAAUGUUGAUCCCACCACUGCCGCAGCUGUAGCUGCUGCUGCUGCAGCCGGGCACGACCCUCUAGGGCACUUGAUGCAUGGUAUUGGGUAUAAUCCUCAAGCCGCUGGGCAAAAUCUUGGACCUUUGGGGCCAAACAAUCUUCUGAUGAAUCGCGGUAGUUUGCUGGGAGCUGGGGCCGGUGUUCCUACACAGCAACAACAACCUCCAUCUCAACACCAGCAACCACCACAUCCAAACGCAGGAAAACCUGGCGCAGAGGAUCCUAUUCAAUCACUGUUUAUGCAACUGUCGUUGCAUAAGAACCAACAAACUCCGCAGCAGAUGCCGAAUCAUCAGCCUCCAUCGAAACCGGGAGGAGAAAUGAUGGGAGCCCCUGCUGGCUGGCUGCAAACGGGCGCUGGACAACCACAGACUGCCAAUAAUGGCGGUGGAUUACCUGGACUAGUUGGCCCGCGAGGUCCAAUGAUUGGCGCAGCUUCUAGUUGGGGCGAUCUACCACCACCUACGAGUGCCUCUUUUGCGUCCUUAAUGCAGCAGCAACAGCCGCCGCAUCUCCCCCUCGCUGGACACCAUCCACUGUUAUUAGGUGGCAGCGGUCCAUCAAAUGAACCACAGGCACCAUCAGUUGUUUCACUGUUUAAACAUCAUCAGCAGGCAGAAAAGCAACAACAAAUGGAGAAAGAACAGCAACUUAUUCAACAGCAGCAGCAACAGCAACAACAGCAGCAACAGCAGCAACAGCAACAGCAGCAGCAACAGCAACAGCAACAGCAACAGCAACAGCAGCAACAGCAGCAACAGCAGCAGCAACAGCAGCAGCAACAGCAGCAGCAGCAGCAACAGCAGCAACAGCAGCAACAGCAACAGCAACAACAACAACAAUUGCAGCAGCAGCAACAGCAACAAAUGCAGCAGAUGCAUCAAGAAAAUGCACUUGCUCAACAAAAACAGCAGCAUCAGGUGCAGCAAUCACAACAUGUCCAGGAAAAUCAACAGCAUCUGCAGCACAUGCAACAGCAUCAAAUGCAACAAUUACAACAUCAGCAGGAGCAUCAGCAGCAAAUAUCGCAACAACAGCAACAACCACAACAGCAGCCACAGCCGCCGCAACAGGCAGAACCUCAGCUGCAGCAACAGCAGCAACAGCAACAGCAGCAACAGCAACAGCAACAGCAGCAACAGCAGCAACAGCAGCAACAGCAGCAACAGCAACAACAGCAGCAACAGAAUCAACAGCAACAGCAACAGCUACAGCAGCAGCAACAGCAACAGCAACAGCAACAGCAACAGCAACAGCAGCAACAGCAACAGCAACAGCAACAGCAGCAACAACAGCAGAUGCAGCAACAGCAGAUGCAACAGCAACAGCAGCAGCCGCAACAACAACAACUGCAGCAGCAGCAGCCGCCGCAGCAGCAGCAGCCGCCGCAGCAACAACAACAACAUCUGCAGCAACAGCAGCAGCACCAGCAACAACAAACACAGCAGCAAAAGCAGCCUAAGGAAAAUCAAAAAAAGGAGAGCAUUGCCAUAGAAGCGUCGAACCAACAACAGUCCGGCAAUAACAAAAAGCAAAGUAAUAAGCAGCACCACCAGCAGCACGUAAAUAAUCACGUAGAAACGGUGGAAGAAAAGACAGGUACGUCGCAGCAGAAUCAAAAGUCCAAAAAGCAACAAAAGAACAACCAUCUAGCUUCGGGUGGGGCCAGCAACGGCCAAGCAACGAUUACCAGUGAGGAGGAGAGCGAAUUCAUCAUCGUGAAAAAAGAGAUGGAGGAAAAGAAGCGCCAGAAAGAGAUGAAAAAGCAACAGCAGGAGGAGCAGAAGCGUAAGCUGGCGGAAGAGAAAAAGCUGCUGGAGGAGCUGGAAGCACAAAAGAAAGCAAAGCUGCUGGAGUCUCAGCGCCGUGAAGCAAUGAAAAUUCAAGAGCAGCAACAGCAGCAACAGCAACGCUCGGCCCCUAAAGCUGUACCGGCGCCAUGGUCUGGAGCGAUGGCCGAAAUUGCAAACAGCAAACUAAGCCUGUCGGAAAUCCAGAAAACCGAACGUGCUCUGCUGGCCCGCCGUGAGCACAGCAUGCGCGAGCAACAGGAACAGCAGCAGAUGCUGGAGAUGCAAACGCAGCUGGUAGACGGACGACUGAAGUGGAACGCACAGAACCUGUUGCCGGCCAAGGUGAAACCAUUGGCUGAGAUACAGGCGGAAGAGGCCGCUGCGGCUGAAAGAGCCCGCGAGAAGAAUGCGAACGCGUCCGGUUUAACGGUGGCUGCCAUUGCGGCUCAAGGUGGCGUAAAGGGUUCGAAGAAAGAGGACAACUUGGCCAGCCUGCUGGGCGGUGCUGGUGCUAGUGGAGCCGGAUCCGCUGUGUGGCGCGGAGCCGGUAGCAUGCUGUACUUUAAUUCAACUAAAGCGUGGACCGGUGAUGGCGAGGCGAGCAGUCUUCUGGGUGGGGGAGCCGGCGGUGGUUCCUCCGGGCUCAGUAACAAUGUUAGCUCCGGCGGCUUCUGGGAGGAACCUACGCAGCCCAGCGUCGUAACAGCUGCCUCGAUUGUUGCUUCCGCUGGCAAGGGCACUGGCAACAGUGCGCGGAAGCAGUCGGCCAAUGCCAACGUGACUACGUCUGGCGGUGCUUCCGGCAAGCAGCAGCAGCAGCAGCUUUUGAGCAAGAGCAAAACAAUGGGCAGCAUUUCCACGAGCUCUUCCUCGACGGUGGCCGCUGCCAAGCAGCAGAAGCAACAGCAGCAAGGGUCAGCCAAAGGUAGCGGAUCAUCGGGUACCGGUAAGGCCGGUGGCAAGAAUGGAAAUGUGUCCGGAGGAAAUAGCGAUCGAAAGGACGACAGGAAGCAUCCGAGCGAGCCUACCAAUGAAUUUACCGAUUGGUGUACUCGUGCCCUGAGCUCGUUAAACAGCAACGUCGACAUUCCAACAUUUGUCGGAUUUCUGCAGGACAUCGAAUCACCGUUCGAGGUGAAGGAUUAUAUCCGUUUAUACUUAGGAGAAACUAAAGAGUGUUCGGAAUUUGCGAAGCAAUUCCUCGAGAGACGCUCCAAGUACAAAAAUCAGCAGCGCCAAAAGAAUGCCCACAUCGAUGAUAUGUGCAAACCGGCACCAGCUAUUAACCCAUCGUCUAACGAUUUCCAAGAAAUCAAGGGUAAAAAUAAGAAGGUAAAGAAGAACAAGAUGAUGAAACUCGACAGCAGAAUCUUGGGCUUCUCCGUUACGGCUGCGCCGGAUCGGCUUAACGUUGGCGAACGAGACUAUGGCGAUAACGUUUAAGUGAUCGGCACAUAGCCAGGACGAGAAAGUGAGACAGAGAGACAGAGGGAAAAAGAGGGAUACAGAAAGAAAGAAAGAGAGAGAGAUACAGAAAGAUAGAGAGAGGGAGAGAGAGAAAAAAAUCAACUGGAUUCGUGUGUGUGUGUGUGUAUGUGAGCAACAAAAGCAAUGAAGAACAUAAAAAUCAUAGCUGAAGCAGCAACAUAAGUGUGGCACAAAUAAUAACCCUUCCUCUCCCACUCAAUCAAACGUAGAUCGAUCGCAAGGGGUUUCGAAUUGGUUUUCAGUUUUUUUUCCUUUAAAUCAGUCUAAAAGGGUAGUGUAGCUUGUGUGAGAUGAUGGGAUUCAGAGCCAAACGUAAGCAAAAGUAUUCACGGAUCGUUAGUCAGGCGAAUGUGUACAUGUCAUUAGUAUGUAUCUGGUGGUAAAAUAUGCUCGAAAUUGUGUUUUGCACUGCUGCUAAAUGUUUACGAUUUACUUUUGCCACUUCCUUCCUUAUUUUCCUUGGUCGGUUGACAUGCAAUAAUGUUAGGGAUGUGCAACAGAUAAUUGAUGUUGCUUAUCCCCUACGAGAGACGACCUUGCUCAGACUGAAAUGUUACGCAUAGUUGAUCCCUGCGUUCUUUUGCUUGCUCUCUCUCUUUCUCUCCAUCAUCACCGUUUCGGUAUAAAUCAUCACAAUGCAAGAUUCGGCAACGAGCUUUGCUUUGUUUGGAAUCUAUGUUUUAGGGAUGAUUUGCGUUACGUUAUUGUUUUCAUGUCGAUUAAAGAUUCAAAGAUUGUUAAACUACGAAUUGUGCCACAACUGUGUAACUUAAAUGGUUCGAAUCGCAGUGCGAACAAUCUGGUGAAUCUUUAGGCAGCUCUUUUUUUGUGUUUUGUUAAUGGCAUAAGACAAGAACACGGUCUUGCAAGUUGAGCGUGCUUCGCUUCGUUUCGAAUGGAAUAUUUUGAUUUAUGAUUUGGAUAGUUUCAAUUAGAGCUGUUCGUGUUGAAAUUUAAAUCCUCGAUGCUUGUACUACGUUUGCGGUGCUGCACCGCAUUCGUUUUUUCGUACCAAACCGCACGCGUGCUGUACGGCUCUGUUGUAAAACGUUUGCCUACGGUACUAUUCGAAGGUACUAUGAAAUGCCUGCUCCUGUAACCGAUGUACUUUAGUUACUCGGUGUUAUUGGUAAACCUACUAAUGAUACUUGCUGCUAUGAAUAGCUGAACACCCAUUGUUGAAGGAAACAGCGAAACAAUCCAACUUAUAAACCUUUUUAUUAUAUCAUCGGAAAUAUUUUGAAUCGAUGCUGUGCUUGUUUGUGAAUCGUAGUGUUCUAGUAAGUUGUCUAAUUUGGCGCCUUUUAAAGGACAUCUUUAUAUUAGAAAAUAACAGCUAACCAGAAAAGAAGCAGGCAGAAGUUGUUACAAAAAGAAAAUACACACAUAUACACACCAACACACAUUACACAUACCCACACUGCCACGUAUCUGCGUAUGUUAAGAUUACGUAUCGUCAUUAGUCUCGUUUUGCGAUUGACACACGCGCCAAUCGAUACCCGUAGAAAAACAAGGCAAGGAUGAUUGUGUCGUAAGGAAAACACAAACACACAAUGUAAACCGUGCUUCCAUCGCAAAGAGCUGUUGGAAAAAUGCAAACUGAUGAUUGAUUGAGCAUGUGUAUUGUUGCAAGCCCCAACGCAAGGCAGAGUAUUUGGUAAUGGUUCUAGUAGAUGGAUUUGCAACUAUGUUGAUGGAGAAGAAAAACUGAAAGAAGGACAUCGUUUGAGAGCAAGAAAAAUCAUGUGUGUAGAUUUGCAUCUAAUGUUAUAAAGUGAAAUAAAAGAAAGGAAACUACUCUAGUACACAAGUGA